AUGAUAUGGAGGGGAUUGGAACACCUGAAUCACAUGAUUGGGAAGGGGAUUGGAACACCUGAAUCACAUGAUUGGAGGGGAUUGGAACACCUGAAUCACAUGAUUGGGAGGGGGAUUGGAACACCUGAAUCACAUCAUGAUUGGGAGGGGAUUGGAACACCUGAAUCACAUGAUUGGGAGGGGGAUUGGAACACCUGAAUCACAUGAUAUGGAGGGGAUUGGAACACCUGAAUCACAUGAUAUGGAGGGGAUUGGAACACCUGAAUCACAUGAUAUGGGAGGGGAUUGGAACACCUGAAUCACAUGAUAUGGAGGGGAUUGGAACACCUGAAUCACAUGAUUGGGAGGGGAUUGGAACACCUGAAUCACAUGAUUGGCAGGGGAUUGGAACACCUGAAUCACAUGAUUGGCAGGGGAUUGGAACACCUGAAUCACAUGAUAUGGAGGGGAUUGGAACACCUGAAUCACAUGAUAUGGAGGGGAUUGGAACACCUGAAUCACAUGAUAUGGAGAGGAUUGGAACACCUGAAUCACAUGAUUGGGAGGGG
Molecule: messenger RNA, 548 nt
Organism: Staurois parvus
Lineage: Eukaryota; Metazoa; Chordata; Amphibia; Anura; Ranidae
Source: the annotation of a GenBank genome assembly